UAUUACUUCAUCCAUUUCUAAAGACAACUUUUCUCUCCCUCUACUCUCUAACUUUCUAUUUUCAGAAGCUCUCGCUCAAUCGAUAAAUCUGGGUUUCCAUACUUGCUCAAGACUACAAAAGACUAAGGAACAACGACUUGCUGCUAGAAAUUCGCGACGUCGCACUAGAUAUGCGCAAAUGACACCCGAGAGAAAACAAUCAUUUUUGUUGCAACUGCAAGCUAAAAGAGAUGAAUCAAAAAGGCGGCGACUUUCUCAUCUUUCAAGUAAUGCACCAUUUUCGAUGGAAAUUGAUACUCAACCUCAAAUACGAAGCGCUCUUCCAAUUGUUGAUCCUCCGGUAGCUUCUGAAGAAGGUCAUGAUUCUGCAGCUACAAAUAUACCAAUUAUUGUCGACGAAGAAAAUAAUAUGAAUGAUCGCAGCUCCAUCCUUGAAAUCCGUGAGUCCAAAAUUAAUACUUCAAAUAUUCCAACUAUAAAUAUUCCAGUGUCAGGAUCAGGAUCAACAUCAGGUGCAUUCGGAAAAGUUUUAACUCCAGCAGUUACUGCAGAUAGAGGAGCCUCUGCUGCAGCAGUCCAACCGUUUGUUGGGACCAAUACUCAACAACCUAAUGGAAUGCCUGACGAUAAAUUACAUUCCAUCACCACACCUAAGCGGAGUCCUGCACUACCAUUUAAGAAGAACUCCAAUCUUUGGAAAGUAUUCGAAUCUAUGAAUGAAUUUGCAAAACUUCCACAUUUUUCACCCUUGGCACAAUAUGAGGAGGAGAAACGAGAAGAAGCAGCUUUACAACAGAUGAUAAAGUAUGUUCUUAUCGUUGAGAAGAUACCAGAGUUAGCAAUUGCUGAACUUAGUAAUUCAACUCUUAUCAAUAACAUGCUUGCAUCUUUCAAGGAGUUGGAGGAGUAUGGAUUUGAUGUAAUGCCUAUUAAACGUCAUUUGAAUGAUUUGCUGUUGGAGAACGAGAAGAAAGCUCAGCUUCGAGGCAAGUUGGAAGAAGUAGAGGUCAGAAUCAGAAAUCACAAUCUUAAGAAAACAAAAACUGAAAAUGAGAUUGACAGGAUUGCUAUGAAGAUAAAGGAUUUAGAGAAAGAACUUAAGUCAGCCAAGGAAGAAUAUAUUAUAGCCAAGAACGUGAAAGAGACAAAGGAUGGCGAUAUCAUGGUAUUGAGAUCUGAAAGGGGUGUCGUUUGUGAUGACAUUCAUCAUCUCCAGCUUGAUAACGAAAGAAUAGUAGCUUCAAUGAGCAAACCUAGUAUUUGUUUAUAAAUGAGCAAAUACAAUUCCAGUUUUUGUAAAUUCUGAAUUUCAUUUCCCCCCUCCAACUUUGAUUUAAACAUCAAACACCUUCC
Messenger RNA from Nicotiana attenuata, 1353 nucleotides. RefSeq lists its product as uncharacterized. Lineage: Eukaryota; Viridiplantae; Streptophyta; Magnoliopsida; Solanales; Solanaceae. Bases 179 to 1270 code for a protein of 363 amino acids. The record is from RefSeq and is a predicted model, not a curated record. The transcript has 4 exons.